Molecule: messenger RNA, 1761 nt
Organism: Aspergillus saccharolyticus JOP 1030-1
Lineage: Eukaryota; Fungi; Ascomycota; Eurotiomycetes; Eurotiales; Aspergillaceae
Product: arylsulfotransferase family protein
Exons: 3
Coding region: 1-1761 (586 amino acids)
Source: RefSeq, a predicted model, not a curated record
AUGCCCUCUCGCCCUGUCCCCCUAUAUCUCAUCCUCAUCACCCUCCUCCUCCUCCUAACACCCCCGGUCUCAGCAGAUAAAGGCCCCUACAACCACUCUCUCCUCUACGCCCAAGGCCGCAUGGGCUCCUGGCCUACGGAGCUCUUCCAAUCCACUACGACGGUCGGACUGGCUGUGAAUUGGAUGCAGGAGGAUCCGCGCUGCAGGCCCAAACUAGCUCACAAUGGCAUGGGUGAUGGCGAAGGGGAGGAGUACUACUACCUACUCGCGCCGCGCGGAACCAGCGUGCACAAGCCCGGGCCGAUGAUUCUAGACUCCCAGGGACAUAUGGUGUGGACGAAGGCGUACGGGCAGACGUACAAUGUGAAUGUACAACGGUAUAAGGGGAGGGAGUAUUUGACGUUUUGGGUGGGGAGUGAUGGGGAUGGGGGACAUGGAGCCGGGGUUUAUUAUAUGCUAGACACCACCUACCAUGAAGCCUACAAAUUCACCGCCGCGCACGGCCUCCCCGGCGACCUGCACGAGUUCCACAUCACAGCCGACGACACUGUCCUCCUGACGAGCUACGACCGCCGCCGUGCCAAUCUCUCCGACAUUGAAUCCGGCCCCGCGGAGGGCUGGAUCUGGGAGGGCACGUUCCAGGAACUCGACAUCGAGACGGGCAGACUGCUCUUCGAGUGGCGGGCCUCGGAGCACUUUGCCUUCGCGGACGUCGUGCGCGGCCGCGAGGGCAACGGCGAGUCCGAGGACAAUCCCUGGGAUUUCUUUCAUAUCAACAGCGUCGAUAAGGACCGGCAAGGCAAUUUUCUGGUCUCGGCCCGCUAUGCGAACUGUCUGACGUAUAUCGAUGGGCGGACGGGUGAGAUUCUGUGGCGGUUGGGGGGGAAGCGGAAUGAUUUCGUAGACAUUUCGCCAUCAGUUGCAGCUGCUGCUGCAGCUAGUACAGAGAGGGGGACAGAGGCGAUAGGCCCGGCAACGAAUUUCACCUGGCAACACCACGCCCGCUUUCGCGAUAACGACACCGCCAUCACCCUCUUCGACAACGCCUCGCGCGGUGUCGGCGCCCCCGCCCUCCCCAGCCGCGGCCUCUACCUCGACCUCGACCAAACCCGCAGGACGGUCAGUCUGCGCCACGAGUACCGCACCACCCCCGAUAACCCCCUCAGCAGUCAAUCGCAGGGCAGCCUGCAGCUGCUGGAUAACGGCAACGUCCUGGUCGGGUAUGGCUGGAACGCCGCGUGGACCGAGUUCUCGCGCGCCGGCGAGCCGCUGUGUCGCGUGCAUUUCGGCCCCGAGCGCGAGUUUGGUCUCGGUAAUAUCCUCUCCUAUCGCGUCUUCAAGCACCCCUGGCACGGGCGGCCGACCACGCGUCCGGAUUUUGAGGUGUAUAGGUAUCGCGCGGCGGUGAGUUGGAAUGGGGCUACGGAGGUGGCGAGGUGGGGAUUGGAGGGGGCGAAUGGGAAUGGGGGUGAUGGGGGGCAUGAUGUCUUCGAGCGUAUCGUAAAUGUCUCGAAGGCGGGGUUCGAGACGGCUAUUUCUAUCCCCGAGGAUGCUGUUGCAUAUCGCUUCCUCCGGGUGGUGGCGCUGAAUGCCACGGGCCAUGUGCUUCGCGCGUCGAGGAUUGCGCGCUGGGAUCCUGCGGCCGAGGAGGCGGUUGUCGUCUCGGGGGCUGAGGAGGAAGAGGAGGAUGGUUGGGAUCUGGGUUCCGAGGAGCGCGUCGUCGAGCUCUGGACCGGGAAAGAGGAGAGUUCCGGCCUUUGA